Molecule: messenger RNA, 2689 nt
Organism: Manis pentadactyla (Chinese pangolin)
Lineage: Eukaryota; Metazoa; Chordata; Mammalia; Pholidota; Manidae
Gene: NGFR
Product: nerve growth factor receptor
Exons: 6
Coding region: 113-1402 (429 amino acids)
Biological process (GO): Rho protein signal transduction
Cellular component (GO): plasma membrane; cell surface
Molecular function (GO): nerve growth factor binding; coreceptor activity; death receptor activity
Source: RefSeq, a predicted model, not a curated record
CAGAGAGCGGAGCCUCGGCCAGCUCCGAGGGGCGGGCGCUGGAGCGCAGCGCAGUCCUACCGGUCCGCGGAGCCGACAACUGCAAGCCGGGCGCUGCCACCGGAGGCGGACGAUGGGGGCAGGUGCCGCCGCCGGCGCCGUGGACGGGCCGCGCCCGCUGCUGCUGCUGCUGUUGGUCCUGGGGGUGUCCCUCGGACGUGCCAAGGAGGCCUGCUCCUCAGGCCUGUACACCCACAGUGGAGAGUGCUGCAAAGCCUGCAAUCUGGGCGAGGGGGUGGCCCAGCCUUGUGGAGCCAACCAGACCAUGUGUGAGCCCUGCCUGGACAGUGUGACAUUCUCUGACGUAGUGAGUGCCACCGAGCCAUGUAAGCCGUGCACCGAGUGCGUGGGCCUGCAGAGCAUGUCGGCGCCAUGUGUGGAGGCGGAUGAUGCCGUGUGCCGCUGCGCCUACGGCUACUACCAGGACGAGACCACCGGCCAUUGCGAGGCCUGCCGUGUGUGCGAGGUGGGCUCGGGCCUCGUGUUCUCGUGCCAGGACAAGCAGAACACCGUGUGCGAGGAGUGCCCCGACGGCACGUACUCCGACGAGGCCAACCACGUGGACCCGUGCCUGCCUUGCACGGUGUGCGAGGACACCGAGCGCCAGCUGCGCGAGUGCACGCGCUGGGCCGACGCAGAGUGCGAGGAGAUCCCUGGCCGUUGGAUUACACGAUCCACACCCCCAGAGGGCUCGGACAGCACAGGCCCCAGCACCCAGGAGCCCAAGGUACCUCCAGAGCAAGACUUCAUAGUCAGCACAGUGGCAGAUGUGGUGACCACAGUGAUGGGCAGCUCCCAGCCCGUGGUGACCCGAGGCACCGCUGACAACCUCAUCCCUGUCUACUGCUCCAUCCUGGCUGCUGUGGUUGUGGGCCUCGUGGCCUACAUCGCCUUCAAGAGGUGGAAUAGCUGUAAGCAGAACAAGCAAGGUGCCAACAGCCGGCCUGCGAACCAGACGCCCCCACCUGAGGGAGAAAAGCUCCACAGUGACAGCGGCAUCUCCGUGGACAGCCAGAGCCUGCAUGACCAGCAGCCCCACACGCAGACGGCCACAGGCCAGGCCCUCAAGGGGGACGGAGGCCUCUAUAGCAGCCUGCCGCUGGCCAAGCAGGAAGAGGUGGAGAAGCUGCUCAACGGCUCUGCGGGGGACACCUGGCGACACCUGGCAGGCGAGCUGGGAUACCAGCCUGAGCACAUAGACUCCUUCACCCAUGAGGCCUGCCCGGUCCGUGCUCUCCUUGCCAGCUGGGCUGCCCAGGACAGCGCAACGCUCGACGCCCUCCUGGCUGCCCUGCGCCGCAUCCAGCGAGCUGACAUUGUCGAGAGCCUGUGCAGCGAGUCCACAGCCACGUCCCCAGUGUGAGCCGACCUGGAAGCCCGUGCCCUGCCCCCACAUUCCGGCGACUGAUGCUCCAGCUAACCCCAUGGGCCAGCGUCAGAGCUGAGCUCCUCUGGGCAGGGCGGUGGAGCCCAGGCCCCUGAACCACAGCCCUGUCCCUGCUCCUGUAGGGCCCCACUGCUGCCCGUCACUCUCCCCCUCCAGUGCCAGAGCGCCCUGCUGCCUCUCCCACCCUCCUCCUGCCCCAUCACUGUCUCCAGCCGACUCCCUUCUCCCCACACUUCCAGUAGGCCAGCCCCCUCACCUUAGCAGGUGUCCUAUCUGGGUGGCCGACACCAGGAGUGGUGUUGGGGGUCAAGACAAGGUCCCAGAGACUCAGAGGAACCAGAGCCAUGGACUCUACACUGUGAACUUGGGGCAUGAGGAGCAUCCCUGGGGCCUAAACCUUCCCUCAGUCCCCUGCCCCGCCCCUCUGGCCUGGGAUGAAGAGGGUAAGAGGCUGUCAGAGCUGGAAGGGGGUUUUGAAGUCUAGGUUAGCUCCCUCCUUUGUACACAGGACAGUGAGGCCCAGAGAGAGGUAGUGGCUUGCCCAAAGUCACCCUGCAAUGGGGAAGUCAGAUAUGGGCUGGCCCCCCAUCUCUAACUUAGGGGUACAGGCUUCAGGUUUGCUUGAAGGCUGGGAGAGGGGAAUCAGGGAAAUGUCUCUGGAGAGUAUCUCAAAAGCCAGAUCCAGUCUUUGCUCCAUCAUCUCCAAGCCUGUCCAACCUCUGUGGAGAUGGGAUGUUUUGCUCAAGGCCUGGUCCAUUGAUCCAUCACAAUCAAAGAUGGAUUUGAUCGAUCACAGCUUGGGGUUAGUAGAAGGGGGUACCGCUUCCCUCUGUCUGUCCCCCUCAGGCAUAUCAGUGUGGCAUCCGUGGUGUGGCCCAGUCUGUAGGUGCCCUCCAUCCCCACACAGGAGUAUCUCCUCCUAGAGUCAGCCCUGAGAGUCGGGACUAAGACCCCCUCCCCUCCCCAGCUGGUAACAAACAGACUCACUGACACACACAGGAUGAGAAACCUUACUUUUCUCCCCGAGUUCCUCCUCUCCGGCUGGGCCUGGAUCCUGCCCAGGGUAGCUGCCAGAGAAGCAUCGAAGGGACUUGAACUCUGUCCGCUUUCUUCCCUCGCCCCCGGGUUUGGCGGGCCAAGGACAGCUGAUGCUGGAGCUGGUGUCUGUCUUCCAAGGGCCUGCACGUGGAGGAAUGCUCCCCCAAGCCUCCCCUCCCCUGCGAGCAUGGGUUUGGCUGGGCCCCGAAGAUUGCAGUGAAGAAA